Messenger RNA from Gadus morhua (Atlantic cod), 5321 nucleotides. RefSeq names its product potassium voltage-gated channel subfamily H member 5-like. Gene Ontology annotation, molecular function: voltage-gated potassium channel activity. Gene Ontology annotation, biological process: regulation of membrane potential; potassium ion transmembrane transport. Lineage: Eukaryota; Metazoa; Chordata; Actinopteri; Gadiformes; Gadidae. The transcript has 13 exons. Gene Ontology annotation, cellular component: voltage-gated potassium channel complex; plasma membrane. The coding region runs from base 168 to 3353 and encodes 1061 amino acids. The record is from RefSeq and is a predicted model, not a curated record.
GUUGUGCCGCUGGCUGGUGAGCGUAAAUUGACCAAUCGAAGCGUGUUGUGAGUGCACGCAGGUCCCAGUUCAUCGCACACACAAAGAUCGCGGAGGGAGAUGUUACAGGCGACCACAGAGCAGACGAAAGAGGAGCAACAACGACAGCAUCGUCCGAAUAAAUCAAAAUGCAUGGAGGAAAGCGAGGAUUGGUUGCACCUCAGAACACUUUUUUGGAGAAUAUCGUCCGCCGCUCCAAUGAAACGAGUUUCCUGCUCGGGAACGCUCAGAUCCUUGAGUGGCCGGUGGUGUACAGCAACGAUGGCUUCUGCAAGCUGUCUGGCUACCACAGAGCAGAAGUCAUGCACAAGAGCAGCACUUGCAACUUCAUGUAUGGAGAGCUGACCGACAGAGGGACCAUAGACAAAAUCAGACAGACCUUCGACUGCUACGAGUCCAGCUUCGUCGAAGUCCUGCUGUAUGCCAAGAACAGGACCCCGAUAUGGCUGUACAUGCAGGUGGCUCCCAUCAGGAACGAGAACGACAAGGUGGUCCUGUUCCUGUGCUCCUUCCGGGACAUCACCCUGUUCAAGCAGCCCGUGGAGGAGGAGGAGUCCAACAAAGCAGGAUGGACCAAGAUCGCCCGGUUGACUCGAGCCUUAACCAACAACCGCACAGUUGCCCAGCAGUUGACCCCACUGGGCAACCCCGAGAUCAAGACCUCCAGACUGGCAGAGGCCCUCCAGCUUGGCUCGGACAUCCUCCCUCCGUACAAACAAGAGGCCCCCAAGACCCCCCCGCACAUCAUCCUGCACUACUGCACCUUCAAGACCACCUGGGACUGGGUGAUCCUCAUCCUCACCUUCUACACGGCCAUCAUGGUGCCCUACAACGUGUCCUUCAAGCACAACAAGCCCAGCACCAACCUGGGCUGGCUGGUGGCCGACAGCGUGGUGGACAUCAUCUUCCUGGUGGACAUCGUGCUCAACUUCCACACCACCUUCGUGGGGCCGUCCGGCGAGGUCAUCUCCGACGCCCGGUCAAUCCGCAUGAACUACCUGAAGACCUGGUUCAUGAUCGACCUGCUGUCCUGCCUGCCCUACGACAUCAUCAACGCCUUCGAGCAAGGCGAGGAGCAGGAGUACAUGAACGUCAACGCCUCGGCAACAAGCCCCUCCCCCAGGAACAGCACGAGGCCCGAGGACUCUAUGCUACCCGGCCUGAGCAGCCUCUUCAGCUCCCUGAAGGUGAUCCGCCUCCUCCGGCUGGGCCGGGUGGCCCGCAAGCUGGACCACUACCUGGAGUACGGAGCGGCCGUGCUGGUGCUGCUGGUGUGCGUCUUCGGCCUGGUCGCCCACUGGCUGGCCUGCAUCUGGUACAGCAUCGGGGACCACGAGGUCAUCGACCACGACACCCACGCCAUCAAGACCGACAGCUGGCUGUACCAGCUGGCGCUGAGCAUGGGCACGCCGUACCGCUACAACGUGACGGGCUCGGGCCGCUGGGAGGGCGGGCCCAACAAGGAGACGCUGUACAUCAGCUCGCUGUACUUCACCAUGACCAGCCUGACGACCAUCGGCUUCGGGAACAUCGCGCCCACCACCGACGGCGAGAAGAUCUUCAGCGUGGCCAUGAUGAUGGUGGGAUCCUUGCUCUACGCGACCAUAUUUGGAAACGUCACCACCAUCUUCCAGCAGAUGUACACUAACACCAACCGCUACCACGAGAUGCUGAACAACGUGCGGGACUUCCUGAAGCUCUACCAGGUGCCCAGGGGCCUGAGUGAGAGGGUGAUGGACUUCAUCGUGUCCACAUGGGCCAUGUCCAAGGGCAUUGACACAGAUAAGGUUCUCUCCAUUUGUCCCAAAGAUAUGCGGGCGGACAUCUGCGUGCACCUGAACCGCCAGGUGUUCAACGAUCACCCGGCCUUCCGGUUGGCCAGCGACGGCUGCCUGCGCUCGCUGGCCGUGGAGUUCCAGACCACCCACUGCGCUCCCGGCGACCUCAUCUUCCACAUCGGCGAGAGCGUGGACACCCUGUGCUUCGUUGUGUCGGGCUCGCUCGAGGUCAUCCAGGACGACGAGGUGGUCGCCAUCUUGGGUAAAGGCGAUGUGUUUGGGGACGUGUUCUGGAAGGAGACAAGCCCGGCGCGAGCGUCGGCCAACGUGCGCGCCCUCACCUACUGCGACCUCCACGUGAUCCGGCGAGACGCGCUGCUGCGGGUGCUCGAGUUCUACACCGCAUUCGCCAGCUCCUUCUCCCGCCACCUCAUCCUCACCUGCAACCUACGCAAGCGGAUCAUCUUCAGGAAGAUCUCCGACGUGAAGAAGGAGAAGGAGCACCAGAGGGACCAGGUCGCCCUCUCCAUCCCCGACGACCAUCCCGUCCGCAAGCUCUUCCAGAAGUUCCGGAAUCAGCGGGACGUCCAAACCCCGGGAGACAUCCACAUGUACCCCCAACAAAACUGCAACGUACUCGAGCCCAACGCCGAGCCACAGAGUGACUCCGCCCUCUACCUGCAGAGCCCCGAGUCCUCCAUGCAGGACGCCCCAGCCAACGGGAACGCUAGCGUCGACCCUAGUGCCAUUACCCUCUCCUGCUCAAAGAAUUCAUUGCAGAUUCACCCGGAGAAGUUGGACCGGGUUGGCAUGCAAGAGGCGUUGGAGCUGAAACCAAAGGGCGGCGUGGAGGGUAAAGAGACCCUCAGCCCCAAGCGUCCCAGCGGCGGAGGAGGAGGCGGUGGUGUUGGCCGUGGCUGGGCCAAGUUCAGGAGCCCCGCGGCGGUGGCUCCUGCGCCCCCGCCGGUAAAGCAGAGAGAGGAGGAGAAGUGGGUUGAGGGAUCCAUGUCCAUGGGCCAGCUGAGUACGACGGACGGCCAGGGCCUUCAACCGGCACGUGGGCACGCGGGCAGCAGAGGGUUCAGCGACGCCGGAGAAGGCGACGAAGAGAACAGCGCCCUGCACAAAACGGAGUCGUGCGACAGCGGCAUCACAAAGAGCGACCUGCGCAUCGACCGGGCCGGGGAUUCGCGCAGCUCGUUUGAGCGCAGCCCGUUGGAGCGGAGCCCGUUCGGACAAGUCCCGGGGCUGGACGCUGAGGGCGCGCUCAGGCACUCCUUCACGCAGCCCGUGAGCGAGCAGGCGUUGUUCCACGCCACGCUUCACCAAACCAAGCUAGAGAUAAAGGGGGACAUUAAGAUGCUCAGUUGCCAGCUCUCGGUGCUCGAGGUGCAAGUGAGCGAGAUCCUCAGACUGCUGUCGGUGAAGAGACGGCUGUCCCUGCCACAGACGUCCACCCCCAAGAGGAUCAAAAGCCCAGGGUUCGUCUGCGUGCCCGAGCCCAUCUCGCCAGAUAUGGACGACGGGCCGUUUUGAACGAAGGGAAACAUUUGUUUAUAUAUUUGACAAAAAGAAAGGCGACUUUUGUUGGACCUCGAUUUAAAGUGGUGUACAUACCUAUUUGCAUGUCCAGCUGGAUUCUGGCCUUGCCAUGUAAUUGCUUGCAUUAUGCAAAUGACAGCAUGCAGAGCUACGUUUCGUCCUCUUACCUCAGUUACAACAAACCUGGGUGGUUGAUGUUAACACUUUAUAUAAGAGGCGGUGUGGUAGUCUCAUCUUAGUUUUAGCAGCACUUUUGUGUCAAACGGUCUUCCUUGGUAAACGGAAACCUUAGUAUUUAUAUACUGUAUCUUUAUGCUGGCCGAAAUGGUAUUAGGCAGCUCCUACACCAUACAAGCAACUUGAUCCCCUUGCAUUUAGCGCUACAUGCACGGAGCACAUAUAUUCAGUAUAUUCAGGUCAGAUGAGUGUUUCCCAAACUCGGGGAAGAGACCCCAAUUGGGGUCGCCCUGAUGUGCAGGUGGCGUUGAUAUGUGAGAACGGUUUGAUGGUGCAUUUUUGAUAAAAAAAAAUUAGCUUCAAAUAGGCUUGAAAAGUCUUAUAAAAGCACACUAUCUACAUACAAAGAGGCUAAUGACGCAUACUACACACAAGUGAUCUAGCACUAGCACCUGACUAACGUGGUUUGGUGGUGAUACGAUGAAAACAAGGUGCAGAUGCAAGUCUUGGUCACAAUCAUUUUCUGACCAGAAAAUGGAAUAGCAGGCCCAACACCCAACAGGGUUGUGUCCACCAAGUCAGACCAUUCUAUAGUUAGUGUCGUCAUCAACCUUGGUGCUCUCAUCUCCCAAAAUGACAACAGUAAUUGUACUGUCAACAAUCUGAUCCAUCAAAACGUGUGCCUUAUACUUUCAAAGGGAGUGAAAGGGGUCUUGAUAGUCAUUGUCAGCUGUCAGAGGUGUUGGCCUGGAAGAAAAUGAUUCCUCGUUUAAUUGAAGUACUGAUGAUCCCGUGUGCCAUCCCCUUCCCUAUAGCAUUACCAUUGUCAUUGAUGAACGUGGCCUGACUAGACAGGAAGAGACUAUGGCCCAAUCCCAUUUCUACCCCUUACCCCUUCAAAACAAGGGGGAAGGGUAAAGGGAAGGGGUAAGGGGUAGAAAUGGGAUUGGGCCUAUGUACAAUGUGUUCUUGAUGACCGCUGUCUGCACAAGUUGUUACGAGAAUUAUUUGGUUGAACCUUCUGCAUGAAAACGUUUUAGAAUUUAUUAUUAUUAUGACUAUGAUCUAUUUAUUUCUGUUUAUGCGUUAUUUAAUUGUAACUUAUUCUCAUUUUAGAUUUGCUUGGUCAACAAUUUUAAUCUGCUACCUUAAAGCUAAAAUAGAUAGUAUUAUAGCUUAAAUAGCUCCAAUAGAAGUAGUUUCCCCACAUGAUAAACUUGAACUUGCACUUACAUGAACAACUUUUUUCAAUUUAAUAUAAAUCAUAUGUAGGAUAUACGUAAUAAUUUAAGAUCAGAUUUUGGGGUGAUCACAUGCAAUGUUUUAAUAGAUUACUGUACACCAUAUGCAAAUCUGAACAGAUGUAUGGUACUGCUGCAUUCACUGAAACAGGCUGAAAAUGUCAAAGAAGUUGAUCUUUUGUUCAUGAUGAUGCCGAAUUUCCUGCGGGCCUGUACCAGUAUUCGUAAAAAAUAUAAUUAUCUCCUUCAGUAUUUUUAGGUUUAUGCUGCAUGCAUCCAGACAAUCGGUUAUGGAAAUGAAAAGAAAUAAGGAAUAACGCCUACUUCUCAACACUUUGUUUGAUCUCCUCAACUGAAUGCAAUACUAACCCACAAUUUAAAUCAAAAAUAACAUAGAUAAACACUAUAGCGAGUGGAAAUCCUUGUGCUGUCUCUCAGCACAAAGCCUCAACCUUUCUCAAGACCCUCUAUCAUUGUAUUUCCUUUGUCUUUUCAUGCUCGGAUUAAUCGUGGCCGAUCUCAAACAUAAAGUUCUGCGACGUUG